This is a messenger RNA of Diceros bicornis minor, 7785 nucleotides long. RefSeq names its product protein CutA homolog. The transcript has 7 exons. Lineage: Eukaryota; Metazoa; Chordata; Mammalia; Perissodactyla; Rhinocerotidae. The coding region runs from base 2762 to 3238 and encodes 158 amino acids. Gene Ontology annotation, molecular function: copper ion binding. The record is from RefSeq and is a predicted model, not a curated record. Gene Ontology annotation, biological process: response to metal ion.
AGCCUCGCGAGACCGGGGCUGUUAAGGUCGAGCCGGCGAUCGCUGGUGGUUGCGGGGUCGCGCGUCAUCUUGGGCGCCGCUCAGUUGGUCAAGCGGGCCGACUUUCCGGUCGGCGUGUGUGUUUCCCACAGGGAGCGAAGGCUCGUCCAAUGUCCGGCAAGCGGAGUGGUGCGAAUGAGGGCCCACUGGAGGUUAAACGGCCUCGCGGGCGUCCUUCUGGCUCUCAAACCAGGCUCUGGGCCGCGGCGAGAGCCGCAGCGGUGGAGGCCACCCCGGGCGGAGCGGCGGCGAUGGGCAUCCUGCUCCCGGGCAAGACACGUAUCUAGAGGAGGCGGAGGGUCAUGCCUUUGGAAGACAAGAUGAAAAUUCCCCAGAAGCUGGAAGGAGACGUGAGUAACACCGACGGGGGGCGCCUUUUUUGGCGUCAGUGAGUCCACUGUGCGCACCAUUAAGAAAAACGAGAGGGCCAUCAGGGCCAACAUGGGGAGUUUCCCCCGUCUGCUCCAGGGUGCUGUGCAUUCCCCGUGAUGUAAACAUAGAGAGGAUGGAGACUGAGUUAACCUGGCUCGAGGACCAGACCGUAGCGGGGCGGCCUCUGACGCUGAAGGCCACCUGCAACCAGGCCAAACGCGUUUACGAGCAACUGAUGGAAGUCAUCGGGAAGGGCAACCCAGAUCAGUUUCAUGCGAGCAAAGGAUGGUUUGAGAAGUUUAGAGAUGGCUGCAGUCUGCGAAAUUCGAGGUUGAUGGAGGAGGAGGAACCCUUAAAUGCCCAGUCGGCACCCAAGUAUCCCGAGCAAUUCCAACUCUGAUCCAGAAACUGAUCAGAGCUAGCGGCUGUGUGCCUCAACAGGUCUUCAACGCCAAGGAGAUGAGCUUGUUUUGGAAGUGCAUGCCUUCUCAUACUUUUAGGGAGUAAGACAAAAAGCCAGAAAGCUUAGAGGAAGCUAAGGACAGGAUUUCCCUCAUUUUUUUGUGCCAGUGCCACAGGUGACAAAAUGAUAAAACCAUUGCUGCUUUAUAAAGACGCUAAUCCCACUUGUCUUUUGGAAAAAGAUAAAAAACGUCUUCCUGUUUUCUGGCAGUCACACCCCAGAGUAUCAUUAACCGCCGCCCUCUUUUCGCAUUGGUUUCAUAAUUGGUUUUCUCCAUCAAGCCUGGAGUUAUUUAACAGAAAAAAAUCUUUUUUUUUUUUUGCUUGAGGAACAUUAGCCCUGAGCUAACAUCUGUGCUGAUCUUUCUCUAUUUUGUUUGUGGGUUGCUGCCACAGCAUGGCUGACAAGUGGUGUAAGUCCGUGCCUGAGAUCCGAACCUGCAAACUGGGGCUGCCGAAACAGAGCACACUGAACUUAAUCACUAUGCCACAGGGCCAUCACCAGAAAACAAUCUUGAAUUCAGAGUGUUGCUAAUUUUGGACAGAGGUCCCAAUCACCCAGACUCAUUAUUAUUUGCUCAUCCUAAAGUUGAUAGUGUGUUCCUCCCUCUGGAACGUACUGGCUGUCUUCAGCCCUUGGAUCAGGGUAUAAUUGAAGCAUUCAGGAGGUAUUACACCAAGCAUAUGGUUGACCAUUUUGUUGACUAUAUUGAAAAAAAACUCUUGCUUUACUGCAAAAGAAGCAUGGCAACAGUACCACACUGCCGAUGCUUUGGUAGUGAUAGAAGAGGUGAUGAGUGAUAUAAAACCGGCUACUCUUAAAGCCUGGUUGAAACUUUGGGAGGGUGUUGUGAAUGAUUAUGCAUGUUUCCUUAGAGCUAAUGAAGAAGUUAAAAAAAUCAUACAGUCUGCAAAACAGAUGGGCUUUAAAUUCAUCAGUAUUGAUGAAAGGGAAAUUAAUGAGCUACUCAAGUUUGAAGCUUUAGUGAUAACUGAGAAAGAGUAUCUAUAGAUGAGGAAGAAGACAAGUCCCUGGAACCAGAGGUAAAGAUGAAUCUAAGGAAACUGUCUGCUGUCUUACGCCAGGCCUCAGACCUCCUUGAUGCUGCAAUUGAUAUGGAUCCUUUCCUGGAUCCAAGUUUGACCUUUUAAAAAGAUUUCAAUAAAUUGUCGUAUACCCAUAAAGAGAUUCAAAAGAACGUUCAAAAUAAAGCAAAUGAGUUUAAGAAAGAGAAGGAAAAUACACACAAAGAGGAAGUAGUGUGGGUGAAGGAGAUGGGUACAGAAUGAGUCUGAAGGAGAGUCUGAGUCUGAUUCUGAAUCCUAUAAGGAGGGGGAGAAGGUAGAGAGAGAGAAAAAGGAUAAGAAGCCUUCAGAAGAAGAGCGUGGACACUCAGGCAGUGGCACUAAGAAUCUUACUAUAUCUGAAGAAUCUGCCAAAGCCAUAAAUGCAGAAUUGGACUUUUGGAAUCUAACCUUGGAAUUGAAUCUGGAGAGAGUAAGGUGCCUGAGUUGAAGGAAGAAAAGAAUCCAGAGGCAGUUUCUUCCAAAUAACAGUUCAUCUCUUGCUGAACUUCCCUUGUUGCCCUAACAUCACCUUCAUCGUGAUCAUCCUUAUAAUCAUCAGCCACACAUCUGUAUCAUUUAGUCAUUCAACAAACAUUUAUUGAGCAUAAACUAUAUGGGGUGUGCUAAACUUGGGGACAUCAUCUCAGGAAAUCGUCUCAGGAUCUAAGCCUUCCUGAUUGGGGCGUGGCUGGGCAGUGGGGCCGGCAGCAGGUGGUGAGAGGAGCGGGCAGUUUAGGCCCUCAGUGCCCGCCCACCAGCCGGCAACUCAGCCUGAGGCCGCCCUUCCCUAGGGCUGUGCCGCUCGAUUACCAGCGACGCCAUGGACAAGCUGGGCUCGAGGUGCCCUCUGCCAGGCCUCCUGCGGCCCUCGGUCCUUAUAUGCCUCCUGAUCCUGACAGCUUCUUUCCUGACAUACCCUAUGCUCAGGACCCUUAGCCUGCAGCUCCAUUCAACUGUCACCGGCAGCUAUGUCUCCGGCACUUACUCCAUCGUCUUUGUCAACUGUCCCAAUGAGCAAAUUGCCAGAGAUAUUGCCAGGGCUAUACUGGAUAAGAAGCUGGCUGCUUCUGUGAACAUCCUGCCCAAGGCAUCCUCACUAUACUUUUGGAAUGGAGAAAUAGAAGAAGCCACUGAGAUCCUGUUGUUAAUAAAGACAAAGACUUCCAAGGUACACGUGCUGUCCAGCUACAUCAGGUUGGUGCAUCCUUUUGAAAUCCCAGAGGUCUUCAGUCUUCCCAUGGACCAAGGAGAUGUGCACUAUUUAAAGUGGCUGGAGGAGGGCAUGGAGGAGGACUGAGUGGGGGAGGCUUUUUGUGCAUCCUGCUGGCUGCCUCUAGCCUUCAUCAUCUGCACUCUGGGGAAGGGGAGGCCUCUUUCUGCCUCCUAGCAUCUCUGGAUUCCAUGUUUUUGUCAGCACAGAGGAGCUAAGUAACUUGUGGAGGCUGACAGUCCGAGGCUCCUGAGGCUGGAAGAGGAGGCUGGGCCAGUUGGGCCAAGCGAGAACCCAGUGGAACUUUUCUCUGAGUACUUCAUGCUUAAAGGUGGCCAGAGCGAGGAUGGCUGUGUAUAGGGGUCCAGGGGAAGUGGCAGUGAGGGUGAGGUUUGUCAUCUUCUCCUGCAGUCACUGGGCCUACCUCGAGUGCCUAGGAUGUAAUUACUCUCCUCAUGAGGAGGAAUGGACCUGAUGACUUCUUCACCCAGAAGCGUGUGGGAUGAAUGCCACCUUUUGGGGAACUGGCAAGCGCUUUAUGCAGAAGGAUGAAUUCCUAAUAGUGGAAUUUCAGGGACAAGCAGGAUUAUUUCUCCAGGCUAAAGAUGGUGUUUGUUAUUCCUGAGUCCUGAGGAGGGGGGGACUGGGAAUGGGCUUCAAGAGUGUGUGUAGGACAAGGGGAAUAUUAGGGCUUAGACACAGCCUCAUGGGUUAGGAGUAGGUCUUGACUCUUCCUAGCCUGAAUGUGACGGACGUGAGAAAGUUCUGGUGCCUUGCUCAGUGGAAACAGGUUCUGAGCCCACCAUACUAACCUUUUCAUUUGAGCGUUGAAACUGAACAUCCUAAAGUAGGAAAGAACUCUGGGGAACUGCUGGACUGGUGUUUUUCAGAGUUACUCCACAGAGCCCCAGGGGUUGACAAAAGGUACUCCGGGGGCUGCCUGGGUGUGGGGGUAAGGAUAUGAGGUCCCCCACCGAUAAUGCAACCAGUGCAACUGUGCUUUUAUGAUGUUUAUGUAUUGAGCUCCCUUGUAAGAUUUGGAUUUUUUAAAAAAGUUUUCUGUUAAAAGUUUAUAAACCAGUAGUCAAAGCCAGUCUCCAUUUUAUAGAUUACUAAACGAAACUGAACUGCACUGAGGUCCAGAAAGGGGGUGGCAUGUUGAGUUAUGAAUGGUACAGCCAAGGCUGCUCACCCUGUGUCUGGUGUCCACCUUUACCUGCUCCACGUGUCUCAGGUGCAAGAGGGCAGAGAAGGCAGAGCCCUGUGGGGUGAGAAGAGAGCCCUCUCUGUGCCUUUGUCACAAGGUAACUCCACUCUGGGGAGACCAUGGGCAGUUUGGGUAGGACCCACAGAUUUCUGUGCUAUCCUGGGCCUUUCUUCCCAGACAGAAGGCUGUGGGAGGGGUACUGCCAGGCUCUAGCUCUGACAUCUGCUGUGCUUCUUGGACCUUAGUUCCUCCAAAUAUGAAAUGUGGGAGGAUCUCCAAGGGCCUUUCUAUGAAGACCUUCUAGGGACUUUAGGCUGAGGCCCUUCCUAAGGUCCAGGGGAUCCUAUUUUGAUAGGCAGUGGGGAUUUUGGAGGGCUGCCUCAGGAGAACAACAAAGAAAAUGAUAAUGGUGAUGUCCCUUUUUACAACGGAUGUUUCUGAUACAUAUAAAAAUCUUGUGUAAACUAAACCCUACUGAAAAUGUUCUGGGGACCCCAAAUGGACUUGCCCAUUAUUGCUUUCAGGAUAAAGUCCAAUUUCUUGGUCUGGCUUUUUUUUUUGGUUUAUAACAUCGUGUGAUUUCAGGUGUACGUUGUUAUAUGUUAGUUUCUAUAUAGACUACAUUGUGCUCACCACCAGUAGUCUAGUUUUUAUCCAUCUUGGUCUGGCUUUCAAGGCCUUUCAUAAGCUUGCCUCAACUUACUUUUUCUGGCAUCAUCUUCACGUCUCCUCUCCAACUCUGGCAAGUGGAUAGCUCCAAUAUGCUGUGUGAUGUUACUCCUGUGUUCAGGCCAUCCCCUCUGCCUGGACUGCCCUUCUGCAUGAAUGUCUGUGAAAUCUGGCUGUGCCUUUGCAAGGCCUGGCUCCCUCGGUUGGAAGGAAUCUCUCCUGCCUUGGUGUCCUUGUUAUCCUUGUGCAACACAGUUAGCCUCCAAAAAUAUUUCUGUAUUGUGAGCUGCUCGAGGACAGGGGCAUGUCUGAAUCUAUGUGAUCUCUUGCACAGGGUUUGGCAAAUAUUUCCCGAAUUGAUGUUUCAAGGAUUUGAAUAGCUAAAGCUUUCUCUACAGUCCCUAGUUACUUUGUAACUUAUGGAAUUGGCAGCCUCCAACAUUUUUUCCUGGAACUUUCUUAAAGUGGGACUAAUUCCAAAGGAGAUUUUUCUUUCUAUGUAUGGCCUUCAUUGGAUCAUUUUCUAUGCUGACUGUGCAUUGAAAACUGUUUCUUGGUGGCCUUCCUUUGCCUCAGUGUCAGUUGACUAUAGGAAUGGGAGAGGAGAGGGACAAAACACCAGCUGUCUCUGCUAGGUACUAUCUUAGGUUCUUAAUUAUUUUAUCUUAUAACUCAGUGUUCUCAUUUUGCAGAUGAAACCUGAGAACAGAGAGCAUAAGACACUUAAAAUAAGUGGCAGAGCUAGGCUCUGAACCCAAAUUUGAUUCUAAACCUGAUGCUCUUACUGCCUCUUUCAGAGAGAUUGGAUAUGUCACUUUGUAGGCCAAAGACCCGGAGAGCCUGCUGUAGCCAACUCUAAAGGAAGAGGUAUUCGUUCUUAAAACAUCUAUGUGCUAAGUUGGUCUGGCACUUAAAAAUAUAUUGCUUUGGUUACUUUUCCCCACAGAUCUGGAGGUUGGUGAUAGUAUCUUCAUUCUACAGAUGAGGGGAUAUAUUUAGAGGAGUUCAAUGAUUUUUAGGCUCUGCUUAACUCCAACUGACAUGGUUUGGCCACUAGACCUCACUGUCCUCCCAGAAUGAUGCUGUGGGAGCUGGGGCUAGGACCUACACCAGUGUUUCCAUGUGGGAAUUCCUUCCCAGCAUGACACAGGAAGUAUGUUUUUUGUAUCUAGAAUCCCCAGAAAAAUCAGUUGAGGAAAUGAGAAAAGGCAUUAUAAUUAUUCAUGAAUGCUAGAGCUUAAAAGCAUAGAGACAUUACUGGUUUGAAGGGAUCCACCUUCAUCAAGUAAAAAACAAGAGCAAGAAACACUAACAUGUGGAGUUGAAGCUUAAGAGAACCAGGACAGGAGCACGCAGGAGAGAAAUGGGUACUAUCUCAGUCUUGCUUGUGAUUGCUGCCAUGUGAUAGGUGUGUGUGUGUCGGUAGCCCUGUCUGCUGCAAACCGUGAGUGAUUCUUGCAAAUAAAGUAAGUUUAUACACAUGAUAUACUUUAUACAAAUCCUUUGAGUGGUAUUCCAAGAAAUAAUCUCUGGAAGCAAAAUAAAUUCUUAAUUUGGCAAUUUUGACAUGUGACUCUGUGUAUUGUUAACGUUGCUAGGAUAUUUGAAUGUUAUCUAAAUAUAUCUGAAUACUACCCAGUAAUGUUCCUUGGCGUUUUCUAGUGUUCAAAUAUCCCCUGUAGGCUACAGUUCUUUGUAAAUACUACUAAGCUUAAUAUUCCUAUUUGUUAAGCAAAAAUUUUUCAGAUAUCUAUCAUAAUGAGGAAAGCAUAUGAAGAACAUUUGAAGUAUUUUAAGAGUAACUUAUGAUUUAGGGAAUUUCUGAAAAUUCUAAUUUCUUGCUCCUAAAUUCCAAAGAUAAAUAUUUGUUGUAAGUUUGUAAACACUAACCUAGACUACAAAGAACCAGGCACUCUCCAGCCUGGGGAGGACCCCUGCUCACUGCAGAACUUGGGCUAGACCCCAGGUCUCUUGACACCUGUGCCAUUCACUUUUCAUUCCAGUCCAUUGGUUUCAGCCCAGAGAAGACCGUCCCAUCCCCCUUCCCCACCACUACCAUUUGUGGUUUUGUUCCAAGGGCAGUUAUAAGGUUGAAGUGGAAAAAAGUAGGAGCCAUAGUUAAGAUUUUUAAGGGCAGGCAUUAACACUCGGGGAUUAACAGGCUACAUUUUCCCCCUGAAACUACAUAAUUCAGUUGUACCCAUGGCCUUCACCUCACUACAGCUGACUUUCUCCUAUCCCUUCACAUCUCAUAUUCUCCUCUUUCCAAACUGCCCCAAGUUUAGAGAAGUUUACUGAGAGUAAUAAUCCAUCACGUUUACAUGUGAAGGGUUCCCUCUCAACACCUGGUGAUUCUCUGGCAUCUGAAGGGUGAGGAAACUGAAGCAAAGGAACCUGACCAGGUGGCACAGGUUGUAACUAUCAGAGCCAGGCCUAGAACCCAUUUCAGAUUUCUAGAAUGGUGUGCUUGUGUGUACUGGGUAAAGUUUUAUAGUGCCUGUACUUAAAUAUGUUAAUAGGGUCAAUUUCUAAGUUCAUUCCCCACUUUUUACUUCUCCGUGGUCCUCAGCUAAUGUUUUUUGCCCCCAUGGGUCACGUACUCGCAGUAGAAAAAAGGUUCCACGUCAACUGGGCCGCAGGGGUGAGACUAUCGCUGAGAGAAUGUGGUAGGCAGCGGCAGGAGUGGCACGUAGCCUGAGAGGGUGGGGUCCUGCCAUUCCUCCUCAGCCUCCAGGGAAGCAAGACCAGAACCAGAAAG